Pipistrellus kuhlii (Kuhl's pipistrelle) is the source of this 3841-nucleotide messenger RNA. RefSeq names its product elastin (gene ELN). NCBI's taxonomy places the organism in Eukaryota, Metazoa, Chordata, Mammalia, Chiroptera, Vespertilionidae. The transcript has 37 exons. Gene Ontology annotation, molecular function: extracellular matrix structural constituent. The record is from RefSeq and is a predicted model, not a curated record. Bases 116 to 2650 code for a protein of 844 amino acids.
GGCCCUCCUGCCCGCCCUCUCUCCCUCCCUUCUUCCCUCGCAGCCGAGGAGGCAGCAAUUACGCUUUGGGGAUAAAACGAGGCGCGGAGAGCAGGCUGGGGCAUUUCUCCCUGAGAUGGCGGGUCCGACAGCUGCAGCCCUGUGGCCUGGAGUCCUCCUGCUCCUGCUGUCCAUCAUCCACCCCUCGCAGCCUGGAGGGGUCCCAGGAGCUAUUCCUGGAGGAGUUCCCGGAGGACUGCCCGGAGGAGGCUAUUUCCCAGGGGCUGGUCUCGGAGGCCUGGGAGGAGGAGGGCUGGGACCUGGAGGCAAACCACCCAAGCCAGGGGCUGGUGGACUCCUUGGGGGAUUUGGACCAGGUGCCGGAGGUCUCGGCGGCGCUGGCCCUGGGGCAGGGCUCGGCGCUUUUCCUGGGGGCGCCUUCCCGGGGGCUCUGGGGCCUGGCGGGGCGGCUGGCGCGGCUGCAGCCUAUAAAGCUGCUGCCAAGGCUGGUGCUGGGCUCGGCGGUGUUGGUGGACUCGGCGGGCUCGGCGGUGUCGGUGGCCUUGGUGGUGUUGGUGGACUUGGCGGUGUCGGUGGCUUAGGCGUGUCUACAGGUGCAGCGGUGCCCGGAGCGGGAGUCGGAGUCGGAGCCGGAGGGAAGCCCGGGAAAGUGCCCGGUGUGGGCCUGCCAGGUGUAUACCCAGGAGGCGUGCUCCCAGGCACAGGAGCUCGGUUCCCAGGUGUGGGGGUGCUCCCUGGGGUUCCCACCGGAACAGGAGUCAAGGCCAAGACCCCAGGUGGAGGGGGAGCUUUUGCUGGAAUCCCAGGAGUUGGACCCUUUGGGGGUCAGCAGCCUGGAGUCCCACUGGGGUACCCCAUCAAGGCACCCAAGCUGCCAGGUGGCUACGGACUGCCCUACAGUACAGGGAAACUGCCCUAUGGUUAUGGUCCUGGAGGAGCAGCAGGUGCCGGCGCCAAGACUGGGUACCCAACAGGGACAGGGGUUGGUCCCCAGGCUGCAGCAGCAGCAGCUAAAGCAGCAAAGUAUGGUGCCGGAGGAGCCGGAGCCGGAGUUCUCCCUGGUGUCGGUGUUGGAGGUGGCGGCAUUCCUGGUGGGGCUGGUGGCAUUCCUGGGAUUGGAGGCAUUGCAGGGGUCGGGACUCCCGCUGCUGCUGCUGCUGCUGCAAAGGCAGCUAAAUAUGGAGCUGCUGGAGGCUUGGUACCUGGUGGCCCAGGAGUUGGAAUCCCAGGUGUUGGUGGAAUCCCAGGUGUUGGUGGAAUCCCUGGUGUUGGGGGAAUCCCUGGUGUUGGUGGAAUCCCAGGUGUUGGCGGAAUCCCAGGUGUUGGAAUCCCAGGUGUUGGAGGAGUCCCAGGGGCUGUGUCACCAGCCGCAGCUGCUAAAGCAGCCGCCAAAGCAGCCAAAUAUGGGGGCAGAGCCGGAGUGGGAGUUGGUGGCGUUCCCACUUACGGGGUCGGUGCUGGGGGCUUUCCGGGCUACGGUGGUCUCGGAGCCGGAGUCGGUGGUCUUGGAGCUGGAGUCGGCGGUCUUGGAGCUGGAGUUGGAGGUGUCCCUGGAGCUGGCAUUUCCCCAGCUGCAGCCCAGGCAGCUGCCGCCAAGGCCGCUAAGUAUGGUGCUGGAGGAGCAGGAGGCCUGGGAGGGCUGGUGCCAGGUGCCAGAGGCAUUGUACCAGGUGUGCCGGGCGCUGGAGGGGUGCCAGGAGCUGGAACCCCAGCAGCUGCAGCCGCCAAAGCAGCCGCCAAAGCUGCUCAGUAUGGGUUAGGACCUGGCGCUGGCGGGGUUCCCGGCCUUGGCAUUGGCCCUGGCGCUGGCGGGGUUCCUGGUCUUGGCAUUGGGCCCGGCGGUGUGGCAGGAGCAGGGACCCCUGGUGCAGGCAAAUCUGCUGCUCAGUUGGCCGCCAAAGCCCAGCUCCGGGCUGCAGCUGGCCUUCCUGCUGGCGUCCCAGGAUUUGGAGCUGGUGCUGGCGUCCCAGGAUUUGGAGCUGGUGCUGGCGUCCCUGGAUUUGGAGCUGGUGCUGGUGUCCCUGGCUUUGGGGCUGGUGCUGGUGUUCCUGGCUUUGGGGCAGGUGCAGGUGCAGGACCUGGAUCUUUGGCUGCUGCUAAAGCAGCCAAAUAUGGCGCAGGCGGGCCUGGAGGCCUUGGAGGUCUUGGUGGAGCAGGUGUCCCAGGAGGUCUUGGUGGAGCAGGUGUCCCAGGUGGUGUGGGAGGAGUCGGACCUGCUGGCGCAGCUGCUGCUGCCAAGGCUGCUGCCAAAGCCGGCCAAUACGGCCUCGGGGGAGCCGGUGGACUCGGAGCUGGAGGGCUUGGAAUUGGAGGCCUGGGACUUGGAGGGCUUGGGGCUGGUGGAGUCCCAGGGGCCGGGGGCUUUGGAGGUGUGUCCCCAGCUGCAGCUGCUAAAGCAGCCAAAUAUGGUGCCGGUGGCCUUGGAGGUGUCCUAGGAGCUGCCAGGCCUUUCCCAGGUGGAGGAGUUGGAAGACCUGGCUUCGGAUUGUCUCCGAUUUUCCCAGGUGGCGGAGUCGGAGGAGCCGGAGUCGGAGCUGGGGGCCUGGGAGUAGGUGGCAAACCCCCCAAGCCCUACGGAGGUGCCCUGGGAGCUCUAGGAUACCCAGGUGGAGGCUGCCUGGGGAAAUCCUGUGGCCGGAAGAGAAAGUGAGCUUCCCAGGACCCCUGACUCACGACCUCAUCAUCAACGUUGGUGCUACUGCUUGGUGGAGAAUGUAAACCCUCUGUGACCCUCCCCUCCACGCCCCCUCCCAAGUCCCCACCUCUGGAGGGGACAGAGCUGGCCGGGCGGACCUGGAAAUCCACAGGACAAGGAAACAAGAGGACUGUGGCCGAGUGGGCCCUGGGCAGCCCCUGCUGCAGAGGCGAGGGGGGGGGGGGGGGGAGGGGGACCACCCACGCUCCGUCUCCAGGGGGACUUGGUGCUCAGUGUUGGUGCUUUCAUCUUCCCAGGGAGGGAGGAGGGAAGGGCAGCCCCUCUGGAAGUCCCCUCCCUGGGGCUCCUCCGAACAUGGUGCAGACACUUCCCGGGCAGUCCCACCUCCCCCUGCCCACCGGGACCCACCCCUGGCUGCCGUCCAGUUGGUACCCAAGCAUCACAAACCUCAAGCUGGAUUCGGUCACACCAUCUCUUGGCCCCGCUGGCCCCCUUUUCCUCCACCAAUCACUAUUCCCCCAUAUUCUGGGGCACCUCAGAUCAGAAGAACGCCAAUGGGAAUAGCCCUCUUUCUCUUGUGGAAUUCACCCGCCCAUCUGUCCGUCCGUCCAUCCAUCCAUCCAUCCAUCCACCCUUGCCCUCAGUUGUCCGCCUGGCACCACUAGCUGGCUGGGCCCCCCAACCACCAACCUGGUUAAUCUGUCAUGGCAGCAUGUGCCCUGCCUUGGCCCCACCAUACACACCCCUACAAAGGGGCCCAGGGUGUGAGGGGCUGUGCCAGCGGGGGCGGCAGGAGUCUCCUCCCGAACCGGGGUCCCCCCACGCAGUACUGUAUCCCCCGUCCCUCCCUCGAGCCACUGUACUUCACAGCAUCUCCCAUCCCCACCCCGCCCAUCUCUUUGUGUCUCGCUGUGAUAGAUCAAUAAAUAUUUUAUUUUUUGUCCUGGAUAUUUGGGGAUUAUUUUUGAUUGUUGAUGUUUUCUCUUGAUUUUAUUUUUGUGAUUAAUUGAAAACAAAUUUUUUUUCUCUCUCUCUGAUCUGGGGAGCUGUAUCCCCAGAAGAAAAUUCAUUUUAAUCACUUUGGUAUAACUCUGGAUGAAACACACGUUUUUUUAAAAUAAGAAAAGAGGAUUAACUGCUUCAAAAAAAAAAAAAGACUAAUAAAUAAAAAUAUUUUAAAGGAAA